Porites evermanni is the source of this 4087-nucleotide messenger RNA. Lineage: Eukaryota; Metazoa; Cnidaria; Anthozoa; Scleractinia; Poritidae. The record is from the annotation of a GenBank genome assembly.
UCAAUUGGUUUGUCAAGAAUAGAUAAUAUUUUAUUUCUUAGAAAGAGGCAACAGCAAGAUUUCCUUCCAGUGGUACAUGCCAAGCGCGAUUCAGUAGAUGGUGGACUUGGUCAGAGCAGACAAUCAGAAAUAAUGCGUUUUGGGUACCCUAGUAGGUUCUUAUAAAUUUCUUGUUGUUGUAUAAUCGAUACAAUCUGGUUCAUUGAUUUUGUCACAGGUUGCAUGUACUGAAAAAUAUAUAUAAAAUCUGGCUAACACCAUUCUGCAAAUAUUGUUUGGAACAGGUUUCGAGAAUAUAAAGGCCAAGAAUGAUUAUGUUCUUUCUUACAAUCGACGCCUGAGACUGGCUAACUGGGUUGCUGAGGUAAUGUUUUUGCAUUUUAUUUACACAUCUUACGGCUACUCGAUGUAUUACUUUUUGUUUUGUGCAGGGGCAAAAUAGUGUAGACUUGGUAGGGAAAUCUCAGAUGACUGAUGAGCAGGGCUGUCAGUAGGAUUUUAAGUUUUCAGGUGUAUGCAAUAAUUAUUAGGUGGAAGUUGAAGAGCUAAGAAGUUCUUCUAGUUAUUUUCUGUUUGUUUCCUUUGAAAGUAGCCAGGGGUCAUGCUGAUAGUAUCCCUGACCCCUGACCCUUAGUGACAGCCAUACUGAGGAAAUUUCUUAUACUCUUAGGAAACCGGUGUUGCCAUCUUAACUUACAAAAGUUCUCAACACAUCUUGUUUGUAGCAUUUAACAGCCAGGAAUGUGUACAACAGAGAUUUGGACAGAGGAAAGUGUGAUUUUGCACAGGAUCCAACUAUCCAUCCAUUGUUUUCAACUUCUAAUGAAGACUACAGGUGUGCGUUUCACAAUCAAACACCUUUCAUUUAGCAAGCCAUAAUCGUAUUUAUUUGUCCGCAAAAGGACUUAAAUGUCAAAUAAAUCACAGGAUGUUAUCCACAGACUCCAGACAAAGCCACCUUGUGUAGCAAUCUUGUUCCUCGUCUCCUUUCCUGUUUGUCCCCUGGAGCUCUGGGAGACCAACAGAAGGGAACCAUGGAAACAAGGUUGCUUGUGCAGCACAAUGGAAUAAAUAGAGAUGAGGAUUUUUCAGCUGACUCAUAAGUUAAAACAACCUUGUUUGUUUCCUUGACACUAAGAAUGGAGAGUAAAGAAAAUAUAUAACUCAUUUCACUGAACUGUUAUCCUGCCAGCAAGCUCUCCGAGGGACUCUCCCAUCCCCACCCCUACCGCCAGAGUCUCCCUCUCCCCCUGAGAGCUUACCUGAAGGCUACUUACCUGCUUUUAUCAAAGAGAAGUGAUCAUAGGUAAUCACAGUAUGAAUCAGCAAGAGCAAGAUCUAGGUUAGCUUGCAUUGUGGCUGGCCCAUGCAUCAUUUAGACUUUGUAUACAGAAGGUUUAGAGUGUUUGUGACGAAGGCUAGUGUAGGUAUUACUGCCAGCAACAUGAAAAAAGAAAAAUGAAGUGGGAUGUUAUCAAGUUAAAGUUACCAACCUUACUAACCUCUCCUCAUUCCCCCCCUCCCUCCCCCAAUGCACACACACCCCUAUGAAAAAGGAAUUUUGACAAUAUUUUGGGACCAAAUUAUAACAAAAGGAAACUGAUCCUAAUGGCAAGAAGAGUAUUUUAUGAUUAAUUCAAAAUAUAUGAAUAAUUACUAUAUGUAACUUUUUUGUCAAUUCAAAGGAUGAGUGGAUAUGACAGAGGUCAUCUAGCUGCCGCAGCCAAUCACCGGUCUUCCCAGGAUUCCAUGUGUGCCACAUUCUUUCUUAGCAAUAUGAGUCCACAAGUUGGUGAGCAAACAUGUCAACUGUUUAAAUGGCUCGCGAGCAAGCUCGCAAAUUAUGGCGUGCGAGGGCCCCUCUCACUCGCGUCCCCAUUUGCGUGUGGCUCUCGCGUGACUUCUUGCGACUCCCCCAGGCUACUGUUUAAAAUGUAUAGUACGUCUUAAGACAACAUUUCACUAGUGAAAGUCUUCUUUCCAUUCUUUAAGGCAGGCUCAGGAUUUAACCGAGAUGCUUGGGAACAUCUUGAAAAAUAUUCACGGCAUUUGACAAGGUUUUACAAGAAUGUGUAUGUUAUAACUGGACCUCUUUUCUUGCCAAAGUAAGUCUGGGGCUUUUAAGCUUGCAAAUACAUGUUUGUAGUAGUCUACGUAGCUUGUGGUUUGUUGGGUGAGAGAGAGAAAAAGCUCUGAAAACGCGCGCAAAGGUCGCACGAACGGGCAGUGAAGGUUUCUCGUUGUUUCCGCCCCGAUCUUCUCGUGGCUUUGCAGCUCAUUUGCGCGCUCAACAAACAAAACCGCCAGCUGGGCAGACCUAGCCCGUGUACAGACCCCCCCUCCCCCCCUACCCCCUCCCCUCAGGAAAACAGGCUGCGUGGGCCUGGUACGUAGGCUAUGUUUGUAGUUUUUGUUUAUGCUGUCAGUGUAUUGAUGUCGACAGGGAAGAGUGAAAGAUAGAUUCUUAAUCGAUUUCUGUCUUUACAGAUAAGGUCGAUUUGUUAGCUAAGAUUUUCAUUUAAAGGAAAAAAAAGAUCCUUAUCCAAAGUAUUGUUGUUAAAGAAAUAUUUAUUUGAGCCGUUCAAUUAGUUAAAAGGCGUUUUUUAGAAAGAUUUUUAGACACGCCAAUUAACGCCAACUUGUCUUUUAAACAUGGUAGAAGCUCCUCUUUGUAGUAAGAAAUUUCUUAUCAGUGCUUCAUUGAAAAUACAAUGUUUCAUAUCAAUCUUUUUUAGACUGGAAGCAGACAACCAGUUGUACGUGAAAUAUAAGGUGAGACGUGAUAAGUCACUUCUUAGCGUCAGUAAGAAGAAAACCAGCUUGACUAAUGGCGGUCGCGUUCAUUCCGUUUCGCACUUUCCGUUCCCAUUUGACGAUGUUUUGGCUUUCACGCCAGUACGAGCUCCCUCCGGUUCCCUGUCAUGGUUCUGUUUUUGUUUACAUCAUACCGAGACGAAAUGUCGUGCGGGCGCAAGUAACACUGGCAUGAAUUCACCCCGGUUGUUGUACGAAGAGAAUUUCACUCCGGUACGAAAUUUCGUAACGGUAUCAUGCAGAGUAUCAUGGGUAUCAUGUAAACGCGUUCGGUUUGAAAUCGGUCUGCCAGUGGACUACAACGGGUAGCGCAUGCGUAGUUAGUUUUCGCCGUUUCAGGGUGGUGUCGUCAUAUUGGUCAUGGGCCAUGGGACGACGAAAACUGAACAUGCAAACAUGUAAACGCGAUACGAAAUCAAGAAGUCGCCCCUGUAUGAAACGCGCGCCGGAGUGAGUUUUCUCGUGUAUACACCACUUAACUAGCGUUCUGCUCAUAACUUCUGCAGUUUCUAAUUUUCCGGGGUUUUUUUACGAUAUGUAGCUGAUUGGUAUCAACCGUAUAGCCGUUCCCACGCACUUCUUUAAAAUCAUCUUGGGAGAGACAAACGACAACCAAUUGGAAAUGCAGGUGGGUUAUUCUCUUGUUAAACCGCAACUUCCAGAAUUCAUAUGUACAGAUGAACCUAUAUGUGCGAUCAGCCCUUGUAAGCCCGGGGGGCGGGUACUCAACAAAUGUUUACACGGCGAGGCUCCGCCCCGAGGUUCAACCCCUUACCCUUUUAAACACCAUUUUCCACGAAAAAGGUAUUCCUUUCGUAUACCUUCUAUUGACAAAUGGUACCCCUUUCGCAUACCUUGUUUGCGACUUUGCAUCCCUUUUAACUGCUGUAAAUACACUGUCUUUUAAACAGGAAUCAAUCAUAAAAAUAGAAUGUUUUCUCGACUUUUUAAAGCCAUGAAAUUCAUCUGUUACCCCUUUUGGGCCCACUCAUAAGGGUUUAAACAACCCCUUAUGAGUUUCUGGUGAAGCUAAAAAUCUCUAUCAACAAUCAUGUCUUUAAAAAAGACACAUCACGUGACAAUCACUCACAUGUUUUAUCUCUCGUUACAGUCUUACAUAUUGCCGAAUCAACCAAUCAACGACAAGACGCCACUGCACAUGUUUCAAGUCCCAACAGAUACAAUUGAGAAGGCCUCCGGUCUAAUAGUCUUCGACAAGGUUCCUCGUCACAAUAUAAAACAAAUCCGACCAACGAUUCCUGUAAGCAGUUGA